AGCAUGGUCUGAGAGACCCAUUUCAGGACUGCACAACAUUUUCAGGCAAUCUACAGUCAGACGGAACCAGGCAGGGAGACCUCAAGACGCGACUCCCUCCGACUUGACUCGCCCCGAACCAACCUCACCUCUACAUGCCACUCCUCCCCAUCCUCUUCAUCGACGCCUACGACUCCUUCUCCAAUUCAAUCAUCGCUCUGCUCGAAGCGGAGCUCCCUGUAUCUGUCACUAGCAUCAAAAUCGACGACCCGCGCUUUGUCCUCAACGACGAAGCCUUCUUCGCCUUUCUCCAUGAAUUCGAUGCAGUUGUCGCAGGUCCCGGACCUGGCCACCCUUCCCAUGCCCAGGAUAUUGGAUUGAUCGCCAAACUAUGGACCUUAUCGGAUGAACAUCUCUUGCCAGUGCUAGGAAUCUGCCUAGGAUUCCAGAGCCUAUGUCUCGCUUUUGGCGCCCGAGUCGAAAGACUCAAGGAGCCGAGACAUGGCAUCAUGUCCAUGGUGACGCAUCGCGGGAAAGAUGUCUUCGCUGAUACGGGCAAGGUUGUGGCGACGCAGUAUCAUUCUCUUCAUGUCAAGAUUGAAACGGAUGGCAAGGUUCCGAGUUUCUGGGAGUUGUCUGAGCAGUGUCCGGAGCUGAUGCCAUUGGCUUGGGAUCUGAUGAAUGUUUCCAAUGGUCCGAUUUUGAUGGCUGUAAGGCAUUGCGAGAAGCCGUUCUGGGGUGUGCAGUAUCAUCCCGAGUCGAUUUGUACGAAUGAGCAGGGGCAGAAAUUGAUUGGGAAGUGGUGGGAGCAAGUUGAGAUGUGGAGGGCAGCUCACGCAAAACCUACCCGCCAAGUCAUAUGGCGUAGACUGGACGCCGCACGGCCAAUCGACGUAGCUCGUCUAGUCGACGCACUGCGAGCCAACAAGGCAGCCGUCGAACCGCUUCUCCUAGAGUCUGGCUCACGAAAUGGGAAACAAGUCAACCCGGAGACUGGACGCUUCAGCAUCAUCGGUCUGCCAGACUCAACCUCGGAGCAGAUCCGAUACUUCACAAGCACCAGCGUGCUGGAGAUAUCUAGCAAUGGCGACAUUCAAUCAAGCAAGUCUGCAAACAUCGAUGAGGCAUUCUCGACGUUAGAUGCCAUCGUGAGGGAAAACAAAGCGUCAGGCGGUCCAGGACAUCUCCCAUUCUGGGGUGGACCCAUCGGAUACGUUUCAUACGAAGCUGGCCUGGAAACUAUCGACGUCCCUCCGAGUGGUGCUCACGCCGAUCGACCGGAUCUCUGGUUCGUGUUCAUCGAGCGCAGCAUCGUCGUUGACCACAAGGAGCAGUCUGUAUACAUUCAAUCCUUGCGCUGCACCGACUCCUCCUGGCUGGUCAAUACCAAAUCCACUCUACAACAAUAUCUCAACACAACAGAAUCCACCCUACCUCCGCUAGUCAUCACCAAUCCUCCCAUAACCAUCCUCCUCGCUCCCCAAAAAGUAACCUACUGCGCCAAAGUCUCCACCUGCCAAUCCCACCUCCGCGCCGGCUCCUCCUACGAACUCUGCCUAACCGACCAAACCACCCUCUCCACCACAUCCUCCGCCUGGUCCCUUUACACCCGUCUCCGAACCCGCAACCCCGCCCCUUUUGCCGCUUACCUCCACCUCCAACCUCCCACCACCGGCCCCUCCCUCUCCAUCGUGAGCUCCAGCCCUGAACGCUUCCUCUCCUGGUCCCGCACGGGGGAAUGCCAAUUCCGACCCAUCAAGGGAACGGUGAAGAAAGGUCCAGAUAUGACGAGGAAGAAAGCGGAGGAAAUUCUGGCGAGUCCGAAGGAGAGGGCGGAGAAUUUGAUGAUUGUGGAUUUGAUCCGGCAUGAUUUGAGUGGGGUUGAUGGAGUCACCGCAGUCCACGUCCCCAAACUCAUGUCCGUCGAAGAAUACCCCUCCGUCUACCAACUCGUCUCCGUCAUCGAGGGAACACUGUCUCCCUCUCACUCCGGCAUCAGUGUGCUCGCCGCCUCCCUCCCACCGGGAUCCAUGACUGGCGCACCGAAAAAGCGGUCCUGCGAAUUACUCCAGGAGAUUGAGGAGGGGAAACCGAGAGGAUUGUAUGCCGGCGUGAUUGGGUAUCUGGAUGUUGGUGGCGGAGGGGAUUUUUCGGUUGUUAUUCGGACGGCGUAUUCGUGGAGUGAUGACAAAACUGAGGGUAAGGAGGGGGAAGGGAUUUGGAAAGUCGGAGCGGGUGGUGCGGUGACGGUUCUGAGUGAGAUUGAAGGGGAGUGGGAGGAGAUGUGUGGGAAGAGGGAGAGUGUGCUGAGUGCGUUGAUUUAA
Zymoseptoria tritici IPO323 is the source of this 2303-nucleotide messenger RNA. RefSeq lists its product as uncharacterized. NCBI's taxonomy places the organism in Eukaryota, Fungi, Ascomycota, Dothideomycetes, Mycosphaerellales, Mycosphaerellaceae. The record is from RefSeq and is a predicted model, not a curated record. The transcript has 3 exons. Bases 135 to 2303 code for a protein of 722 amino acids. Gene Ontology annotation, biological process: L-tryptophan biosynthetic process.